Molecule: messenger RNA, 198 nt
Organism: Plasmopara halstedii
Lineage: Eukaryota; Oomycota; Peronosporomycetes; Peronosporales; Peronosporaceae
Exons: 2
Coding region: 1-198 (65 amino acids)
Source: RefSeq, a predicted model, not a curated record
AUGCAGCACAAUGAUUGGAUGCCAUUGUUUUCUGUUGACUACGUAGUUUGUUUGCCAGAACAUCAUAGGACGCGUAAGUUUAACAGUGCCUCAGCAGAAGUUUACAUUGUGGGCUACCAGAUAUCUGCUUUUACUACAAAUGGGGUCACAGAAACUCGUGAUUCUGUCUUUUUACAAGGAUCACGCAAAAGUGAUUAG